AUGUCGUCGACUUUGGCCCCAGCUGGCGCGACGGCCUCGCCCUCAACGCCAUCAUCCACCGAAACAGACCCGACCUCGUCGACUACCACAAGUGCCAAGAGAGCUCCGCUCGCGAUAACCUCGCCAAUNGCGCGCAAGUCGACGCGCGGCUAUCCGCACGUCAAUGUCGUCGACUUUGGGCCCAGCUGGCGCGACGGCCUCGCCCUCAACGCCAUCAUCCACCGAAACAGACCCGACCUCGUCGACUACCACAAGUGCCAAGAGAGCUCCGCUCGGGACAACCNCGUCAAUGUCGUCGACUUUGGCCCCAGCUGGCGCGACGGCCUCGCCCUCAACGCCAUCAUCCACCGAAACAGACCCGACCUCGUCGACUACCACAAGUGCCAAGAGAGCUCCGCUCGCGAUAACCUCGCCAAUGCCUUCCACAUCCUCGAGAAGCACUUUGGCAUCACGCCCACCCUCGACCCCGACACCAUGGCUCGGCUGGAGCACUCCGAGGACGAGGUGGUCAAGUACCUGGCCGCCGUGUACGAGGUCUUCCCCGACCCGCCGGAUCACAAUCCGCUGUGGGACGCGGAGAAGAUUCGCCGCAUCGACGAGUACAAGGAGCUGGCCAGCCGUCUGCUGGUCUGGCUGCGGGAGCACUUUGGCAUCACGCCCACGCUCGACCCCGACACCAUGGCCCGGCUGGAGCACUCUGAGGACGAGGUGGUCAAGUACCUGGCCGCCGUCUACGAGGUCUUCCCCGACCCGCCGGACCACAAUCCGCUGUGGGACGCGGAGAAGAUCCGCCGCAUCGACGAGUACAAGGAGCUAGCGAGCCGGCUGCUCGUUUGGCUGCGGGAGGUCAUCCCCAAGCUGAAGGACCGCACCUUCCCCAAUACCAUCCCGGAGAUGCUGCAGCUGCGCGAGGAGAACCGCCUCUUCCGCACGGAGGCGAUUCCGCCGAAGCUGCACGACAAGCAACGGCUCGCUAGCAGCUACGAGGACGUGCUGAACAUGGCCCGGGGCCUGCCCGGGAAGCACGUCAAAAUCGAGGAGGAGUACAAUAUAGCGCACAUUGAGGCCCUCUGGAGCAAGAUGAUCACCGCCCACCAGGAGCGAGACCACGCGCUCAAUGAGGAGCUGGCCCGCCUGGAGAAGCUCGAACGGCUCGCGGAGGCGCUGGUGAAGGAGAUUGACAUCUGUGAUAGCAAUCUCGACCAGCUGAAGAAGAGGAUCAGCGUGGAGGAGGGCCGGGUGCUGAAGCAGGACCCGCUGGAGCACAACCACGAGAUUGACAACAUUGCCCGCGACCUGGCGAUGGAGGAGGAGCGCAUCAAGGGGAUGUACGGGACGCUGAAGGUGCUCGCCGACGGUCGCUACCACCGGGUGGGCCAGCUGACGAACCAGGUCGAUUACCUGGCGAAGAAGCACCGCUCGCUGAAGGGCGUCUUUGAGAAGAACGUCGUGGAGGUGCUGGCCGAUCGGCGGGCAGCCGCCCUGCGCCGCCCCAAGACCGAGGAGGAGCUCAUCAGGGAGAAUGCGCUCUUCAAGUUUCUCCACGACUGCAUUCAGUGGUGUCUGGAGAAGCGCGCCUACCUCGAGUCGCUCUCCCUCGGCGAGGACGUCCACUCGAUCACCCGCCGGCUGGAGCAGUUUGUGGAGGAGCAGACGGCGAUUGGGCAGUUUGAGAGCAAAGUGGAGCGCUGCCACGCCGCCAAGCGGGACAUCAAGCCGGAGGAGAUGCCCAUCUACGCAAACAUGCUCAGCCGCCUCAACGUCGCCUACGAGGAGGUGAAGGGCUUUGCCGGGAAACGGGUCGACCAGCUGAAGUCGCUGCUGGAGUUUGUCAAAGCAGCGGAGCGGGAGCUCGCCUGGAUCGGCAGCAAGGAGGAGGUGGAGCUCGCCCGCGAUUGGUCCCUGAAGAACCUCAACCUCGAGGAGCUGGCCAAGUACCACUACUCGCUGGUGCGGGACAUGGAGGGCCGGGAGCGGGAGUUUAACGGAGUUCAAGCGAAGGGUGAGGCUCUGCUGCGUGAUCGUCACCCGAGCACAAAGUACGUCGAGUCGCUGAUGGCCCGGAUGCAGGGCAGCUGGAGCUGGCUGCUCCAGUUGAUCAACUGCCUUGAAGAGCACCUCCGCCACACCGGCGAGUACUACCACUUUAUGGAGGAGGUGGCGGAGACGAAGAAGGCGAUGAACUCCGUGGAGGACAAGCUGAACAACCAGUACAGUCGGCAGCACUUCCUGAUUGAGGAGGGCGAGAAGAUGCUGAAGGAGAUGGGCGAGCUGAAGGAGGACAUUGCCCGGAUCGGAGAUAAAGUGGUGGAACUGGAUGGCCGAGCGGGCACUAUCGUCAAUAUGAAGCAGCGAAAGACGCCCCUUCCGAGACCGAUUAAAAUUCGCUCUCUCUGCAUGAUCAACAACAAGGCCGAAAAAGGAGGUCAGGGUGUUACCAUCAACAAGGGCGAGACGGUGACGCUGCUCGACAACUCGCAGCGGCUCAAGUGGAAGGUCCAAACUUCGAAUGGAACUGAGCUGACCCUGCCCUCCGUUUGCUUCAUCAUCCCACCGCCCGAUCCGGACGUCCUCGACGCCAUGGCCGAGCUGAAGGCGAAGCAGGAGGCGCUGAUUGCGCUGUGGGCGGCGAAGCACCGCGAACUCCGCCAAAAUAUGAUCCUCCAGACGCUGAAGAUUGUCAAGGACUGGGACUACCCGACCUACUGUGCAAUGGACCCCAAGAAGAGGGACGGCAUUAUGCGCAUGCUCGAGGAGGACAUUGAUAAGCUGGCGAGGGAGGGCCCGCCGGACGAUCCGAAGAUUCGCCGCCUGCAGGACGAGCUGGAGGCGAUCAAGCGGAAGUUUGCCGACUUUGAGGCCCGUAAGCGGAAGGAGGAGGAGGACCGCCUCAAUGCGGAGAAGGUGGCCCGCUUUAUUGAGGCAGUGAAUGACAUUCUCGAGAAGCUGCAGGAGAAGGAGAGGAUUUUGAUGCAGCGAGCCUCCAAUGCCAUUCCCCGAGAUCGCCCAACGCUUGAAAGUCUGAUCCACGAGCACGCCGAGUUUGAGCACGACCUCGCCCGCUUCGAGUCGAAGAUCAAGUCGCUGAAGGAGGAGUUCACCGCCUCCAUCGCAAAGAUCAAGUCCCACGCGGCGCAGUCGAAGUACGAGGCGACGAUUGAGACCUGGGACCGGGUGACCACUCUCUCGAAGCACUACUCGGAGCGGCUGAAGGCCCUCGAGGUGGUCCUCGGCGACAUUGAGGCCGCCACUGGAACGCUGCAGGCGCUCCAGUCGAAGCUGACCGCCGCCGAGGAGGUGCCCGCCGAUGAGCUGGACCUGAAGCGGAUGCUCGCCGAGCUGGUGGAGGCGAACUCCUCGAUUUCCUCGAACAGCGCCGCCUUUGAGCAGCUGCUGAGUAAUGUCACGAAGGUGCGGCGACUGGUGGAGCGAACGCGGCCGAAGCAGGCCACCCACAGCGACCUGAGUCGGCUGGAGGAGGACGUGAAGACGGUGUACAAGAAGUGGAAGGCCGCCUCGGUGCAGAUUACGGAGCGCUUGAGCGGUCUGGAGCUGUGUCGCGACCUGCUGCGCAAGUACCGCUCGCUGAUGGACAGCGAGAAGGGCUGGCUGUCGGCCACCGGGGCGAAGGUGAAGACGAUGCUCAACCGGGCUGAUUUGGAGAGUGUUACCAAAAUCUACGAAAGCAUCGUCCAGCGCAAGCCCUCCAUCGAGGACACCAACAUCGCCGGCGGCCGCUUCAUCAGCGAGGCCAAGUCCCUCAACGUGAAGAUCAAGGCCUACCGGGAGAGUGUCGCCGAGGAAGGUGCCAGCGGGCGUGGUCAUGAGCCGCUCAGCGCCAAACGGGCGCGCAAGUACACCGGCGUCGAGGCGGUGGAGCAGGAGUUGGAAGCGUUGAAUCGAGAGUACAAGGCACUGCUCGAUCAGAACUCUAUCGCCGACAAGCUGAAGGACUGGCUGGGGCAGAAGGAGAAGCUCAUCUCGGUGCUGGGCCCCAUUGCCAGCGAGCCGUACAUUGUCAACACGCAGCUGAAGCAAAUUAACGUGAUGAAGGACGAGUUCAGCUCGCAGGAGGGCAACCUCGCAAAGAUGGACAAGCUGGGCAAUUCGAUCCUAGAACGAGUAGAUCGAUCCAGCCCUGCCUUCAAGGGCGUCCAGCACAAGAUGGCGGACAUUCACAAGAGCUGGAAGGAGCUACUGGCCGUUCUUGAUGAGCGCGAGAAGAACCUGCAGGCGGUGAGCGCCGCGGCGGCGGACUUUGCAGCCAAACUCGCCAAGCUCAACUCGAACCUCGAGACACUGUCGAACGAGUUUGAGCAUAUCACCAACAGCGGCCUCGAUGCUGAUGAGCAGCUGCUGAAGAUCACCAACCUGGAGGAAAGCCUGGAGGGGCAGCGACCGUUGCUAGCGGAGUGCGGAAAUGCAGCGAACUUCCUCUGCACACUACUGACCGAUGCCGCCUCAAAGACGGAAAUCAAGGAGAAGUUCAAGGCGGUGGAGGCCCGCUACAAUGACCUCUGCCGACGGGUGGCCAACCGGAAGGGCGAGCUGCAGAGCUCGCUGAAGGAGGACCGGGAGUUCUUUAUGAGCUGCGACGAGCUGCAGGAGUGGCUGCGAAAUAUGCUCAACCUCCUCUCAAAGGACAUUCGAAUUUCUGCCGUGCUGGAGAUUGUGACCCGGCAGAUCCACGACUUUGAGCCGAUCUACCGGCAGGUGAUGGACAAGGAGCACGAGGUGCAUAUGGUGCUCAACCGCGGGGCGAACAUUCUCAACAAGGCCGGAAGUAGUCGGGGGGAUGCGGCCAACUGGCGACACACACUGGACAAUAUCAAGCGACAGUGGGAGCUGGUGAAGAAGGAGGCGAUUGAGAAGAACACGAAGCUGCACAAGUGCCUCGAUGUCUGCCGGAAGUACAAUGCCGCCCUCAAUGAGCUGGUGCCGCUGCUGAAGGGCUACGAGGCGAAGCUGGCCGCCAGCCGGGACAUUUCCCUGCACCGAGCUGACCUGGAGCGGCAGUUUAGAGAUAUUCAG
Messenger RNA from Rhagoletis zephyria (snowberry fruit fly), 5031 nucleotides. The record is from RefSeq and is a predicted model, not a curated record. Lineage: Eukaryota; Metazoa; Arthropoda; Insecta; Diptera; Tephritidae.